Drosophila bipectinata is the source of this 2971-nucleotide messenger RNA. Its product is annotated as probable RNA-binding protein 19. Gene Ontology annotation, molecular function: mRNA binding. The record is from RefSeq and is a predicted model, not a curated record. Gene Ontology annotation, cellular component: ribonucleoprotein complex; nucleus; cytoplasm. Lineage: Eukaryota; Metazoa; Arthropoda; Insecta; Diptera; Drosophilidae.
CCAACACUGUUAAUACUGCGAAUACACGUGCCGCGUGCGAUUCGUAAACAAAAUGCAGGUCUAUUAAAAUUGCGUAAAAACCUGGAAAUUUAGUGCAAAAAUGUCUCGCAUUAUAGUUAAACAGUUGCCCAAGCAUAUCACAGAGGAGAAACUGCGCCAAAUCUUUGGGGCUCAGGGAACUAUCACUGAUCUGCAGUUGAAAUACACACCAGAUGGAAAAUUUCGGCAAUUCUGCUUUGUUGGCUACAGUACCGAGGAUGAGGCACAGGCAGCCAUUAAACAUUUCGACAACACCUGCAUCCAAACGAGCCGCGUGCGCGUGGAAUCGUGCGCCGCUUUGGGCAGUGAGGCGAAGCCCCAGUCAUGGAGCAAGUAUGCAAAGGACAGCAAGAAGAACCAGGAUAAGCUGAAAGCAGAAGAGGCUGCAGCAGCGGCGGCAGAGAAAGCCAAGGAGAAACUAAAGAAGAGCAAGGAGAAGAAGACGAACAAGGUGGACGAGAUUAUAGGCAAGCACAAGGAUGAUCCAGAGUUCCAAGAGUUUCUGCAGGCACACGACAAGUCGCGCACCCUUUGGGGCAACGACAUGAACCUAAACGAAGGGCCAGACGAUGACAAGGAUGAUGAAGAUGAAGAGGGUGAUGACGGAUCGCCAGCUGGCCGAGAUGAUAGUGGGGUGGAUGCCGAUACAAGUGAUGCGGAAGAGGACGAUGACCACGAGGAGCAAGAGGAGGAGGAAGAAGCAGAAAAACUGGCCGAGAAGCCCAUCAGUGAUCUGGAGUACAUGAGGUCACUGAUGGAGGGCAAGUCCUCGGAAACGAAAGCCAAAACGCCAGCCACCAAGAAGACCAAAGCUGACAAAUCAAAUCUAGAACUGUUCACCAUCAAAAUCCACAAUGUGCCGUACAACACGAAGCGCCAGGAGGUGCUCAAGUUCUUCAAGCCACAGAAGCCCUAUUCCGUUCGAUUGCCGAGCAAAGUGCAUGGCUUCUGCUAUGUGGGAUUCAAGACGGAGAAGGACAUGGCCAAGGCCAUGCUUAAGAACAAGAGUUUCAUCAAGGGCAAGCAGGUGUUCUUCUCCGACUUUACCGAGAAGAACAAGGUGACGAAAGCCACAAAAGCCGGACUGCCAGCGCCGGCGUCUGCGAGUUCUGAAUCGUCGGGAAAUGCCAAAUGGAAACACCAGCAGGAUAAUCUCUCCAAAGAGGACGACAUCUCUGAAUCAGGGCGGAUAUUCUUCAGGAACCUGGCGUACACCACAACGGAAGAGGAGCUGCAGAAGCUGUUCGAGCAAUUCGGUCCAGUGGUGGAGGUCAGUCUCCCCGUCGACAAGCUAACCCGCAAGAUCAAGGGCUUCGGCACUGUGACCUACAUGAUGCCGGAGCAUGCCCUCAAGGCGUUCAACGCACUGGAUGGCACCGACUUCCAUGGUCGGCUGUUGCAUCUGCUGCCUGGCAAGGAUAUCGAGAAGAAGGAUCCCCAAGACGACCUCGACGAGAACGAUGCCAGUCUGUCCUUUAAGCAGAAGAAGGCACUGAAGCUGAAGAAGAAUGCCCAGAAGCCGAUUGGCUGGAAUACACUCUUCCUGGGUGCCAAUGCCGUGGCGGAUCUUCUGGCCAAGCAGUUCAAGACCUCAAAGGAGCAGAUCCUGGACACCAGUGGCGGUGGCAGUGGUGCUGCUGUUCGGCUGGCGCUGGGAGAGACCCAGAUCGUCAUCGAGAUGAAGAGAUUCCUGGAGGAGGAGGGCGUGCGACUGAGUGCCUUUGAUGAGCCAGCUAAGAAGCGCUCCAACACUGUGAUACUGGCCAAGAAUCUGCCGGCGGCCACAGAGAUAGCCGAGCUGACGCCGAUCUUCAGUCGCUUCGGUCCCAUUGGCAGGAUCGUGCUCCCACCUAGCGGCGUUACGGCUCUCAUCGAGUAUUGUGAUCCCUCCGAGGCGAGGCACGCCUUCAAGAAGCUGGCCUACAGCAAGUUCAAGACGGCGCCGCUCUACUUGGAAUGGGCGCCGGAGCACGUGUUCACCAAAACCCUCAGUGGUGAAACGAUUAUUCCCAAGAGUGAGCCCAAGGAGGAGGAGCCCAAGGCCAAGGGCAAGGACAAGUCCAAGAAGGAGGAGAAGGAGAAGGAGGAAGAAAAACCAAAAGAACCCGAACCGGAAGAUGCUCACGAUGAACCCGAACCGGAUACCACUCUGUUCCUGAGGAACCUCAAUUUCAAGACCGUGAAAGAGACCGUGGAGAAGCAUUUCCGGCACCUGGGCACCAUACACACCCUGGAGAUAGCCAUGCGGAAGGAUGCCCAGAAUCCCUCCAAUACGCAUUCCCUCGGCUAUGGCUUCAUUCAGUUCAAGAAGGCUGCUGUGGCGGAGCAUGUUCUCAAAAAUAUGCAACUCACCCACAUAGACGGUAAUCCUGUGGAGAUCAAGCGCAGUGAUCGUGUGCUCCAGAGCCAAGACAACGAGGGCGCCCAACGGCGGCUGACUGCCCAGAAGAAACAAACUGGCACCAAGUUCCUGGUGCGGAACAUACCCUUCCAGGCCACCUACCACGAAGUGAGGGAUAUCUUCAAAGCCUUUGGCGAGCUACGAUCCCUGCGAAUUCCCAAGAAGGCAACCUCUGGAGCUGGCGGAGAAACGCAUCGAGGCUUUGGUUUCGUGGACUAUAUGAGCAAGGCGGAGGCGAAGCGAGCGUUUGAGGCCGUCAGUGCCAGUACCCAUUUGUACGGUCGCCGUCUGGUCCUGGAGUGGAGUGCCAACGAUGAUGGACAGGAUGUGGAGGAGCUGCGCAAGCGGACGGCUGCCAAGUUCGGCCAGAGCCAGGCCGCAACGGAUGCCAAGCGAAGCCGGAAAGCCUUCUUCGAUGUGGAUGGCAAUAUGAUAAAGGCUGCCGGCGAGGAUGAAGAUGAGGAGGACGAAUAGUGUUCCAUCCAGAUUAGUGUGAAGGAUGAAAUGUAUAAAGUAGAUGAGUUAUGUAAU